AUGAAUGUAUUAUAUAUAUUCAUAUUCUUAUUUUUUUCAUAUAUUGAGCCAUCUCACUCUUGGAUUCUCCGUAAAUGUUAUUUUACAAGCAAUUAUUUUUUACCUUCCAGAGGUGUCCACCCACUUUUAGCUAAGCGGAAGGCUGGUCGAGUAUUAAUAACUUUGGAAUGCAGUGUAUCGCGCAAGCUUGGAUUUCCUCCUUCACGAUAUUACACAACUAAAAACAAGGUUAACACUCCUAAUAGAUUGGAGCUUAUGAAAUAUAAUAAGUAUCUGAAGAAGCACACACUACACAAGGAAAUUAGAUAA
This is a messenger RNA of Theileria orientalis strain Shintoku, 309 nucleotides long. Its product is annotated as 50S ribosomal protein L33. Bases 1 to 309 code for a protein of 102 amino acids. Gene Ontology annotation, molecular function: structural constituent of ribosome. Gene Ontology annotation, cellular component: ribosome. The record is from RefSeq and is a predicted model, not a curated record. Gene Ontology annotation, biological process: translation. Lineage: Eukaryota; Apicomplexa; Aconoidasida; Piroplasmida; Theileriidae. The transcript is spliced from 2 exons.